Molecule: messenger RNA, 603 nt
Organism: Phlebotomus papatasi
Lineage: Eukaryota; Metazoa; Arthropoda; Insecta; Diptera; Psychodidae
Gene: RpL40
Product: ubiquitin-60S ribosomal protein L40
Exons: 2
Coding region: 104-490 (128 amino acids)
Biological process (GO): protein ubiquitination; modification-dependent protein catabolic process; translation
Cellular component (GO): nucleus; cytoplasm; ribosome
Molecular function (GO): structural constituent of ribosome; ubiquitin protein ligase binding; protein tag activity
Source: RefSeq, a predicted model, not a curated record
GAACUGCGGCUAACUUAACUUCUUUUUCGUCAAGUUCUGUCAUCAAUCCUUUCGUCGAGUACUUUUUUGAGGUUGUCUCCACGUUGAGCGAAAUCUCUUCAAAAUGCAGAUCUUUGUGAAGACUCUUACGGGGAAAACCAUCACCUUGGAGGUGGAACCCUCAGAUACCAUUGAAAAUGUGAAAGCAAAGAUUCAGGACAAGGAGGGUAUUCCUCCGGAUCAGCAGCGUCUGAUCUUUGCCGGAAAGCAGCUUGAGGAUGGCCGUACACUCUCGGACUACAAUAUCCAGAAGGAGAGCACCCUGCAUCUCGUGUUGCGUCUCCGUGGUGGCAUCAUCGAGCCAUCGUUGAGGAUUCUGGCCCAGAAGUACAACUGCGACAAGAUGAUCUGUCGCAAGUGCUACGCCCGGCUCCAUCCCAGGGCCACCAAUUGUCGUAAGAAGAAGUGCGGACAUACCAACAAUCUCCGUGCCAAGAAGAAGCUAAAGUAGAGUGGAUGGCUUGGUUGGAGAGGAGGCUUCCGGAAACCGGAUUGCUGUUUCCGAAUGCUCUUGGCUCUUUGUAAUCGAAAAUUCUUGUGGUCAAUAAAAUGACUUCAUCUCAA